GCGAGAAUGGAUGAUCCAUAACGUGCGACAGCAACUUCACAUACCCCCGCAAUCACCUGAUGUUAGGCCCAUUGAACAAUUAUGGGAGGAACUUAAACGGCGCGUUCGCAAACGUUCAAGUAAGGGAGAGUUAAAAAAUAGAGUAUUCCUCGAAUGGGAGAACAUUCCAGCAGAACUUACUAGAAAGUUGGUUUCAAGUAUGACAAGAAGGUUACAAGCGAUUAUCAAGGCCAUUUGUUUGCUAUCUGUUAAAUUAUUAUUAGAAACUGUUAGGUGUACGGAGACUUUUUUGGCAUUAUUUUUGUAUAGAUGUUUAUAUUAUUGAUGUAAUUUUUAAAUAAGGAUUCGUUUUUGCAAUUAUUACUAAUAAUCGUUAAAAGUAUGUUUCAAUUAUCAAUAAAAAUAUGUUCUCAUACAGUUUUGAUUAAUUAAUUGAAUACAACAAAAAAGUUCGAUGUAAAGCAGAUAGUGUACGGUGACUUUUUGGACUAACUGUAUAUACAACUACAAAUACAAAACUCUUUAUUUCAACUCAUACAAAAUAUUUUGUAGGUGACUGUCAUAAAAAAUGACAUUUUACUGAUUUAUUAACAUCCAUAAAGUGUCACUUUUUUGUCCGCAUUUACUUUACGGCCGCUUUUUAUAAACACAGAUUUAUCACACUUAUCGUUAACGAUAGAUUUUUAUUAGAUCAAUAAAAAUUUGAAACAAUUCUUGAAUUUAAGCCUCUUUUUAAACACAUAACAAGAAUGAAAAAAAAAAAAAUAUUGUAUCUACUUGAUUAGACAAUCUCCUAAAAAAUGUUGUGUGCAUGAUAUUUUUUGGCCUAACCAGAAGUUGCUUGGCCUCGGCUACACUUCGGCCGCAAAUUUCUGACUGGGCUAAAAAAUCAACUUUACGGGCUUGGUAUAGAUGUAUUAAAAGAACGGCUUUGAGUAAAAAGAGUAAAAUGAAGUACUUUUCAAACGCACCUGUUUAAUAAUUAAUAUUAGUGCUUCUUUUUUAAUAAUCUGUUUCCUAAUAAGAUAUAAUUCUGCAGUUAAACAAAAUGUUGAUUACUGAAGAAAUGUGUAGCAUGCCAAUUGUGUUCCUAGAAUAUUUUUAGAGUAUUUGAGUUUUAAACGUAUUUUUUUUUAUGAAUGCUCCACUUGAUGUUGUGUCAAAUAUCCCCAAAACUAUAAACAGAAUUAAGUGCAAUAGUGCAACUGUCACACAAAACCCGAUACAAUUAUUCCCUUGUAUGCAAGGUGAAUUAUUAGAACUCUUACUUGAUAAAAUAAAAAAUCUUGCGGUUUCGAUGAAAUACCUGUUGUUCCUUUCAUAAUAUCUCCUUUGACUUUUCUAGUUAACCUUUCAUUCU
Messenger RNA from Psylliodes chrysocephalus, 1360 nucleotides. Lineage: Eukaryota; Metazoa; Arthropoda; Insecta; Coleoptera; Chrysomelidae. The record is from the annotation of a GenBank genome assembly.